GGGGCUGGAGCUAUCAUCACUCGGAGGCCUGGGCAGAUGCAACAGAUUAUUAUCUAGAGUUUUUGUUCACAAUGAAUGAGGACGUUUGAUCAUUGGACAAAUGAGUCUUGGACACAGAAUGAGUAAAGUAUUGAGAUGAGGUGUACAGGUUAACAACAGCAGGUGUAAAGGUGCAGGUGCAGGUGGAUGCAACCAACCUGAGUCUUAUCUGGAACAAUGUGAGCUGGGUUGUGACAGAAUUGAGAGAUUACAGCAGUGUCAGGGAAGACGGACCAAGGUUUGAGAGAGGUCUGAUUCGGCUUAUCUACGACAUGGAGGUGUUCCUGGUGAUGUGAAGGCUGCACAUCACUCGCACCUCCCACUACCCCAACCCCUCCCACUCCCACCUUUCACACUACCUGCAUGGAGGCAGCAUUUCUAAAGCUGAAGCCCAGGUGAGCUCACCACACACAGAGCAUGGACUCUCUACAUCUGCCAAAGCAAAUGGCUCCUGAAAACAAAGAAGACCACAAUGAUAACCAAGGAAAUAAAAACAAGGAGGUCGAAGCGAGUCCUGCACAUUCCAGUGUGGCGUUGGUUGAGGACGAGACUGAGGACACAGACCCAUGGGACCUGCCAGAGCUGAAGGACUCCGGGGUCCCAUGGUCAGCUCUGGAUACGAGAGGGAAGGUGAUGAGGGUGCUGGUGUCGCUGGCCAAGUUGGUCCUGCUGCUGGGUUUCCUCUACAUGUUCAUCUGCUCCCUCGACAUCCUGAGCUCAGCUUUCCAGCUGGUUGGAGGUAAAACAGCAGGUGACAUCUUCCAGGACAACUCAGUUUUGGCCAACCCGCUGGCUGGUCUGGUCAUUGGUGUUCUGGUCACUCUGCUGGUGCAGAGCUCGUCAACUUCCUCCUCUAUAGUUGUCAGCAUGGUCUCCUCUGGACUGCUAACAGUCCAACUGGCUGUUCCUAUCAUCAUGGGCACCAACAUUGGGACCUCCGUCACCAACACACUAGUCGCAAUGACGCAGGCUGGUGAUCGCAGCACAUUUCGGAGGGCUUUUGCAGGGGCCACCGUGCACGACUUCUUCAACUGGCUGUCUGUGCUGGUGCUGCUGCCUCUGGAGGUGGCCACUGGUUAUAUGUUCGUGGUCACUAAGCUCAUCAUCGAGUCCUUUAACAUCCAGAGCGGAGAGGCCCCAGACUUGUUGAACGUGAUCACUGAUCCCCUCACCGAUUCAAUCAUAUUGUUGGACCGGACUGUCCUCACUGGGAUUGCCACUGGAGACCCCGCAGCCAGGAAUAAGAGUCUCAUCAAGAGAUGGUGCCAAACCUUCACAAACACGUCGUUAAUGAAUGUUACAGUUCCUGGUCCAGAGAACUGCACCUCUCCAUCUCUCUGCUGGGUCGAUGGCAACUACACCGUCACGCUGAAGAACAUUUCUGAAACAUAUAAUGUCCAGAAAUGUAAACACGUCUUCGUGGAUGUGAAUCUCUCUGACCUGGCGGUGGGUCUGAUCCUGCUGGCUCUCUCUCUGCUCGUGCUCUGCUCCUGCCUGAUCCUCAUCGUCAAGCUGCUCAACUCCAUGUUGAAGGGUCAGGUGGCUGCAGUCAUCAAGACCAUCCUCAACACUGAUUUCCCAUUUCCAUUCGGUUGGGUCACUGGUUACAUUGCCAUUUUAGUCGGAGCUGGCAUGACCUUCAUCGUGCAGAGCAGUUCUGUCUUCACCUCGGCAAUUACACCACUUGUUGGUAUUGGUGUCAUCAGCAUAGAGAGAGCAUACCCACUGUCCCUGGGUUCAAAUAUUGGUACAACCACCACAGCCAUCCUGGCAGCCAUGGCUAGUCCUGGAGACACACUGGCUAAUGCUCUACAGAUCGCCCUCGUCCACUUCCUGUUCAACAUCUCUGGCAUCCUCCUUUGGUAUCCGAUCCCUUUCACCCGUAUCCCCAUCCGGCUGGCUAAAGGUCUGGGCAACAUCACCGCCUCCUACCGCUGGUUUGCAGCUGUCUACAUCCUCUGCUGCUUUUUCGUUUUUCCACUCUUUGUCUUCAGCCUGUCGCUGGCUGGCUGGCAGGUACUGGUCGGUGUGGGUGCACCUUUAGUUGUCAUGUUAAUCAUCAUCAUAGUGAUCAACGUGUUGCAGAAACGCAAACCUGGGUGUUUGCCUGCAAUACUGCGAUCCUGGGAUUUCCUCCCUUUGUGGGCCCACUCCCUGGCUCCCUGGGACAAAGUGGUUGGAGUGAUUACUGCCAAAUGCUGCUGCUGCUGCAAAUGCUGCCAAAUAGCUGCUGAAGACCCGGAACACACAGAGAAAGAGUGUUUGGAGAAGGAUCAGAAGACACACACAGAGGUGUACGAUAACCCUGCAAUGAGUGCAGAGAAAGAGGUGGAAAAUGAGAUUAAGAUAGAGCAGCUGCAGAUCUUGAAGAUGACGCAGUUGUGAGGUUUUUUAUAUAUACACUGAAUGAGUGUUUGAUUGUGUGUGUGUGUGUGUGUGUGUGUGUGUGUGUGUGUGUGUGUGUGUGUGUGUGUGUGUGUGUGUGUGUGUGUGUGUGCAUGUGCAUGUGCGUGAUGUAAAGAACCAAAAACGUUCAGGACCAAUUUCCACAAUAUUCAUGUUCUUACUUUGAGUAGAUCAGUGUAAGAUGAGAAAUGUUUUUUUAAGGACUUCUGUUGGUCUUCCAAAUAUACUAUCUGAAAUGGCCUUUAAAGGGUAAGGUGGCAAUAUACUAUAUAUUUAAAAGCAAGGUGGAAGGAGCGCUACUGGUGUCCCUCAAACCCCUGGUGCCCUUGGAAGAGAACAUUUUUUUUGGAAAACUUUCCAGACGCAACAGGUGAUGACGGCAUGUGCAGAGGCAAGAUGGCAGAGAGGAGUCUGAUGUGAUAUCCGCUUCUCAACAAUUCCUCUUCCUGUAAUGUCUAUGUUAACCAGUCUGAUUCAUUUUAACUAACUAAAUCUCACUUGUUUCAAAGCUACCCAUAUGUAAAUAAUAUUCAUAAGUUUGAAUUUAUUAAAUUGAAAGAUUCUCAUUGAUUCUAAGAAAUUUUACUAAAUAACUAUUAAUAACGUAGAUAUUUACAUUAAAUUAAAUCAAUGCAAAUACUUAAUAAUAAAUUAUGCCAGAAUUUAUUUUUGAGAGUGCAGGGAGGAUUAAUCUGGAUUUGACUGCAUCGUCAAUACUUGGCAGGAUUAGCAGGAUUCAUUCAUUGUUGUUUUUCAUACUUUCAUGUGAUUUGUGGACAACAAGAACAUUUUUGAAUAUUACCAGACUUAUCCUCUAAUGUUUCUAACUUAAGCACUAACAGGCUGAAAACCAUCCACACUUAGACAGACCUAAAUGGAAAAAAUGCACUUAAUGUAUUUCAUAUUGUAAUUAAAAUGAUAUAAUACAAAUGAAGUGUAUAUAUAAAUCUAAUGUUAUGUCUUACUGAAAGAGCAGAGCAAUGCAAAUCAAAGUGAAUGUCUUGAAUGUGAAGGUGCCAUGGCCUCUGUCAAUGAGUUUUUGCAGUAGAUAUAGUCAAGAUCAGAUCUGCACCGACCUGCUGAGCACAGAUGUGAGAGACAAAGAUUUGUUUUCAUGUGUUUCAACAUUUUUGUCAGGUUUUGUAUUUUUACAGAGAAAAGAAAAUGACUAAUAAUCCACUGUA
Molecule: messenger RNA, 3629 nt
Organism: Hippoglossus stenolepis (Pacific halibut)
Lineage: Eukaryota; Metazoa; Chordata; Actinopteri; Pleuronectiformes; Pleuronectidae
Gene: slc34a2a
Product: solute carrier family 34 member 2a
Exons: 13
Coding region: 457-2424 (655 amino acids)
Biological process (GO): sodium-dependent phosphate transport; intracellular phosphate ion homeostasis
Cellular component (GO): vesicle; brush border; apical plasma membrane
Molecular function (GO): sodium:phosphate symporter activity
Source: RefSeq, a predicted model, not a curated record